GGAAGGAGGAGGGUUUAUGUGAUGUGACUAUGAACUGAACAAAGUGUAGACAUCAUUUCACCAACUGUUAGGAUGGAGGACACAUCUCUACUGCAGCUACUCUUUCUGACCUCACUGCUGAGCAGCACAACAAACCAAGCCUCUCUGACUGUGAGUCCCAGCAGAUCUCAGAUGUUUGAAGAUGAAUCUGUCUCUCUGAGCUGUGAGGAGGAGGACAGCUCUGCUGGAUGGACUCUGAGGAGGAACACAACCAGAGAAACCAGGACUCAGUGUGGAGAUGGCUGGGGAAGAUCUGCUGGUUCUUCCUGUAACAUCAGCUACAUGGCCCCACGGGACAGUGGAGUUUACUGGUGUGAGUCCAGAGAGGGAGCAACCAGUAACAGCAUCACCAUCACUGUCACUGGUGGACCAGUGAUCCUGCAGAGUCCUGUCCUCCCUGUGACGGAGGGAGAAGACCUCACUCUGCACUGUAAAACAAAGACGUCCUCCAACCUCCCAGCUGGUUUCUAUAGAGAUGGCUCCUUCAUCAGGCCUGAGGUUGCAGGUCACAUGACCAUCCACCAUGUUUCCAGGUCUGAUGAAGGCCUCUACAAGUGUCUCAUCAGCAGUGUUGGAGAGUCUCCAUCCAGCUGGGUCUCUAUCACAGGUGAGGAGGUUACCUUUGAUUUCAGGAGUUCAUUCAUCCAGAUAUUCACCUGACAGCUGAUUCUCU
Messenger RNA from Sander lucioperca (pikeperch), 712 nucleotides. RefSeq names its product Fc receptor-like B. NCBI's taxonomy places the organism in Eukaryota, Metazoa, Chordata, Actinopteri, Perciformes, Percidae. The record is from RefSeq and is a predicted model, not a curated record. The transcript has 4 exons. Bases 73 to 699 code for a protein of 208 amino acids. Gene Ontology annotation, biological process: cell surface receptor signaling pathway. Gene Ontology annotation, molecular function: transmembrane signaling receptor activity.